Aureobasidium uvarum is the source of this 2199-nucleotide messenger RNA. The record is from the annotation of a GenBank genome assembly. NCBI's taxonomy places the organism in Eukaryota, Fungi, Ascomycota, Dothideomycetes, Dothideales, Saccotheciaceae.
AUGGACGCGCCAACCAAGCCGACGACGUCGUCGCUGUUCGAAGUGUACCUACGUCUACGACCGUCAUUCGCACCCAAUGCAGAGCGAUUCCUCGACGUCGACGCGGCAGACGAGAAAGCGGCGCCCACGCACAUCACAAUCCACCCGCCGGCCCACGACCAGCGCAGAAAGGCUGUCGAGACGUUCAAGUUCACAAGAGUCUUUGAAGAGGAGGCAACACAGCUCGACCUGUUCCAUGGCACUGGACUGGACUCGAUGAUGCAGGGCGUGCUAGGCGCCGAGGGCAGAGAGGGCCGCGAUGGUCUCUUUGCUACUCUCGGCGUCACUGGCUCGGGCAAGCGUGGCUUGACCCAACUCGCCCUCGACGUGCUCUACCAGAACCUCGGCGACCAGCUCAUCUCGACAAGACGCGACCAGCUCGCCCUACACUCAGUCUUUGCCUCCGACACAUCCGAGGCGCACAUGUCGGCAGCCAACCAAUACCUCGAGUCCAUCUACGGCGAAGCCCCGUCAGACACACGCGCUCACUCGAGAGCUCAGUCAAGAGCUGCAACUCCCCUCAUGGUACGACCAUCUUCUCCUUCAAAACAGGCCUUGUACCCCGAUCUCAACCAUCAAUCAUCCAUCUCCACCACUUCGUGUAUCGCCUGCUCUACAAAGAGCAACCAGCGCCAUUCCUGUGUGCAAAAGCCACAAUCUUCAUCCUUCUUCACUUUCCUCCAGCGCCCUGUGACGACAAAUCAAGCUAAGACGCAGUCGCAAAAGGACAUUUCCUUCGUUUCGAACCCCCGUCCCUCGUCCGCCAUGGCCCCCAAGCGCCACAUGCCCAGAGUCUCUAGCAUGCCCCAAUUCCCUAUCGUCCAAGGUACCGACCUCGACGUCGACCAGACCGCCGAGUUCGCCAUCGUCGUCAGCAUGUACGAAGUCUACAACGACCGCAUCUUCGACUUGCUCGCAGGUUCCGCCGCCUACCAACCCUCCAAGACGGCAACAGCCAAACGCAGACAUCUGCUAUACAAGAGUACCGAACAUAGUCCUGACCGCAAAGUCGUAGCCGGCCUGAGGAAGGUCGUGUGCGAGAACCUUGAUGAAGCUCUUCUUGUGCUCGAAACAGGUUUGACAGAGCGCAGAGUCGCCGGCACAGGCAGCAACGCCGUCAGCAGCAGAAGUCACGGCUUCUUUUGUGUUGAAGUCAAGAAGAGACUUGCAGGCGCUGCUACAUCAAACUGGUCGAGCAGCUCGUCAACUGACCAUUACANNGGCUCCGAACGUGCACGCGCCGCAAAGACAGCUGGAUCUACCCUCGCAGAAGCUGGCAAGAUCAACGAAUCACUCAUGUAUCUCGGGCAAUGCAUGCAGAUGCAGAGCGACAAUGCCGACCCUACAAAGUCAUCAAACAUCGUCCCUUUCCGUCAAUGCAAACUCACAGAACUGCUCUUCUCCAACUCUUUCCCUUCUUCAUCAUGCUCUCACCAUAUCCGCUCGCCCAAGCCGCCACAGAAGGGUAUCAUGAUCGUCACCGCAGACCCUCUAGGCGACUACAACGCUACCAGUCAAAUCCUCCGCUACUCUGCACUGGCCAGAGAAGUCACCGUUCCUCGCAUUCCCAGCUACACAAGCACAAUGGUCCCUCUCGCUCGUCCUGGGACUUCUGCUUCAGGCCGUCUGACUCCUUCCAAUCCUGCUGCCAGCGAUGCAGCUCUCGAAUCUGCCCUUGCCGAACUCGCUCUCCUACGUCAAGAUCUCGAACUCACACAAAUCCGUCUCGAGGAGGAAACACAACGGCGCAAGGAAGCAGAGUCUUCGUGGCUGACGGCAGAGAAUCGCCUCGAGUCUCUCGAGCUUGAACUGCGUGAUGAGAUUUGGGAAGAGUUCGAGUCGCAAAUGGAGUCGGAACGUCGUCGAUACCAUGCCGCUCGCGAAGCCGCACAAGAACACGUUGACCAGCACCUCGACAAGAAACUUGAGAUCCUCACUCGUGGCUUGAGUGAAGUCGAAGUCUGUGAGGAUGGAGAGGCAGAAGGCGAUGAGAAGAUUGCAGAACUGGAAGAGGAGAAUGAGAGACUCAGAGAAAAGAUACAGGCCUUUGAGCGUGAGAAGGAAAAUCAGAGCCCUGUUCGCAAGAUGAGAGUGCUCAAGCCCAGAAAGUGGGAAGGUAAAGAAGAAUUUGGCGUUGGAUUGUUCGGUGGAAGUCCUUGA